Durusdinium trenchii is the source of this 1380-nucleotide messenger RNA. The record is from the annotation of a GenBank genome assembly. NCBI's taxonomy places the organism in Eukaryota, Dinophyceae, Suessiales, Symbiodiniaceae.
CUUUGCAGCUGCAAAGCUGGUAAAUGUCAACAUUGAUGACGCUGGUUGGGUGAAUGUGAAUGAUUUGCUGACUUCCGAUUCUUACCACAAGGCUUCUUGCCAUGAUCAGCGAGUCCAAUGCACAGAAAACCCGUUACGAGAUGGAAGAUGAUCCGAAGGGGGGCAAGCGUAUCCGAGCCAUCAGCAAAAGUCGGCGUAAUGCUUUUGCACGGGAACUGCGUGAGAAGGAAAAAAAGGAACGGGAGAAGAAAAGAGAAGAAGAAGCACGAGAACAGCAGCGAGAGCGGGAGACGUUACGGCGGGACCCCGAGCGCCCCGAACAGAGGGACGAGAGGUCCGAGAGGUCCGAGAGGUCCGAGAGGUGGGAUGGGCGAGAAGCUCGAGAAGCUCGGGAGCCUCGAAGGGAGGAUGGUCGUUGGUGGGGAGAGACUUGGCAGGAGGGUCCUACCUACGAGCAGCAGGUCAGAGAGGGCUUUCUGCCUGUAUGGCAAGGCAGCAGGCUAGUGGCAAUGGCCAAGGAGCACCAAACAGUGAGACCUGGAAGACGAGCAAAUGCAUAUGGCGGGAAGGGCUUUGAGGGGAAAGGUGAACAUGCCAAAGGUGAUAAAGGCGAUGGCAAGGGAUACGAUUUCAAGAACGAAGCCAAAGGAGAACGCAAAGGCAGAGGAAAGGAUGAAAAGGGCAAGGAAGGAAAGGGUAAAUUUGAGGGCAAAGGAUUUCACAUGGACAGCAGAGGUAAGGGUGAUGGGUUCAAGCCAGAAGGAUUCCGACAUGAAGGGAAAGAGGAGGAGCAACAUGAGGUCAAAGCGGAUCGAUAUGGCAGGGGCUCGAGGCAGCAGCGCUGGCGAGCUGUCAAUGAUAGAGACAUCAUCGUGCGUGUUGGUUUGGGUAUGGAGACCGAUAUUGUUGGAACACUCUUGGCGGGCUCGUUGGUGACACAGGUUGGUGAGGACAAGAUUGUGAAAAAUGGCAUCGCGCGCAUGUUCAUCGAGUCAAUCGAGCCAAACGCUGGGAUCAAAGGCUGGGUCACCAGGAGCGCAGAAGCAGCCGGUGGUCCUGUGUUCUUCAAGCCUGACCGUGGCAAUGUGAGGGGGGAACCGCGUGGCAAAGAAGGAAAGGUUGGCAAAGGCAGCCAGUUUGGAGGUGAGAAAGGCGAGAAGGGGAAGACUGAUAGCAAGGGAAAGGGCAGAAGACCAGUUGGUGAAGGGGAAACUGCAGGAGGCCGAUUGGAUCAACCUGAUGACCAGCAGCCCCCACCGGUGGUUGCAUCUGCUGAGAGUUCGUGAUGCUUUGUCUGCGGCUGGCUGCGAUAUGAGGAGGGAAUAACCCUUUUUCUGAAUGCAGCGGUUCAGACAGAAUACGAACCUGCAGCCCCUCACU